Chelonia mydas (Green sea turtle) is the source of this 9930-nucleotide messenger RNA. RefSeq names its product FAM161 centrosomal protein B (gene FAM161B). NCBI's taxonomy places the organism in Eukaryota, Metazoa, Chordata, Testudines, Cheloniidae. Gene Ontology annotation, biological process: cilium organization. The record is from RefSeq and is a predicted model, not a curated record. Gene Ontology annotation, cellular component: cilium.
UACAGGUAUCCACUGACCAAUGAGCUGGUAGGGCCCGCCGGGGGGCGGGGCUAGGCACAGCCCAUGAGGACCAGAGAUGACAGUGUCGAGGCAACUGGGAGCCCAAAGCGGAGCCAAAAUGGGGUCACCUGGGGUUGGAGCCGGGGCGCGGACCCGAACCCGAGAGGUGUUUCCACCUCAAGAUUCUUCAGAUUCUGAGCCAGAAACAGAGAGAGUUGGUGGUAUCACUCAGCCCAGGACAGAUGAGCAGCUGGAUUUUCUCCAGGCAGGCAAGGAGAUGGCAGCUGCCUCAGGCGCAGCUGAGGGGUAUUAUGACACACUGCAGGCACUCAAGAUGAAAAACAGACAGUAUCUAUUAGAACUGGGCUUGCUCUACCAGGUAAAAUUGGAGAGUGACCAGAAACCCUUCAAGGAGGAACUGGAAGACUUCUUCCAAGACAACGGGCGAUUGACUCUGCAGGGCAAGCCCUAUGAGGCUUCAAGAUCUAGUAUCAUAAGCCAGUCCAGUUCUUUAACUGACCUAAACUUGGACAGUCCUUGGGAUCAGAAAAAUCCUCUUUCACUUCCUCAGUCCCACCUGAGGCCAAAGACUGCUGCAUCUGCCUGGGUCUCUACUAUCACCAUCCCCAAGCCCUUCAAGAUGACUUUGCGUGAGGCUCAUAAAAAGCCCCAGUUGAUGAAAUCACGUGCAUCCCUUGAGAUGGAGAAACAAAGGGACAAAAGACAAAGUCAGGAGGAGGCAGAGUGCCAGAAGCAGUUCCGGGCACAGCCGGUGCCUGCCCAUGUCUACUUGCCACUCUACCAGGAAAUAAUGGAGCAGAAUGAGAUUCGCAGGGAGGUGGCAACACAGAAGAGAAAAGAGUUGCUCCUUUCCACUCAGCGACCCUUCAGCUUCCUGGAGAAGGAGGACAAGAAAAAGGAGGCCAUCAGACAGAAGGUCUUGGCAGCCCUGGCUCCAGUUGAGAACUCCAAACCAAAAGGCAGCAAGACAGUCCCUAAAUCCAUCUAUAACCCAGUUCUUGGGGAUAAACUCAAAGAAGCUGAACUCUACAGGAAAAUCCGCAUUCAGAUGAGAGCCAAGGAUUUGUUGGAAAACUCCUCGGCUCCUAUUGAUCCUAGCAACAGACAAAGAGAGCCACAGUCCCGAAUCGCCACCAAAACCAAACAAGAAAAACUCAGCUUCCUGCAAGACAACUUCAGCUUUAAACCAAGAAUUAACCCAGCGGUGCCUGAUUUUGAAAGACUUUACUGGGUGUUUCAGAGAGAAGCAAUAAGGAUACGAGAAGUCAAAGAGCCAACUCGUAAUCAACCAUUUAAACUGAGAACCUCCAAUCUCCACUGCAGUCAGAGACAGGCUAAUGAGCAGAAAAUGAAGCAGCCUUCCAAGGCUCCAGUGCAAAGAAGUUGUUCUCUGACUGGUCUCUCCUCUCUCUCUUGCAACACCCUUCCAGUGUACAUUACAGAUGCAACAAGAAAGAGGGAAUCAGCGAUGAGAUACUCCCAGGAAGACAAAAAGAGCAGGGAAAAUGAAGGAAUUCAUUGGAUGGAGAUACAGAGAAAAAAAUGUCAGGCUAUGCAUAAAUCUAUGAGCAGUCGAGCAAAAGCAAUGGAUCCUCAUAAAAGCCUGAAGGAGACGCACAAGGAGAAGAUGAAACAGAACUGGCAGAAUGACCGCAAAAGAACAAAGGAGUACAAAAAAGAACUGGAAGAAAUGCAGAUACGAGUCAAGAACCGACCAUAUCUCUUCGAACAGGUCACAAAGCAUGAUGCCCGGCAAGAGGCAGAGCGACACUACCAGGACACCCUUUGUCAGGUGGGGCUGAAUGAGGAAUUUGUAAGGAACAAAGGGAGAGAUGCUACUGACCUACCAAAGGAGGAAGAGACUGAAACUCACAGAGCGCAGGAGUUUCAGAGGGACACAGACAUUGGCACGAUACAGGAAGAAGUCUUAGGAAGAGCAGAGAACAAAGAAAAUGACAACAUAAGAAUCCUGCACAAGACUCAGUGGACCUACUUUCAAUUAUUUCCUUUAGUCCAAGAUGCUUGAAAGCAGCAGUUCUAAACUUUUUACUUGCAUGACCCCAUUUUCAGACUUAUUGCUUCCUGUGACCUGACAGCAUGGAGGAUGCCAUUUUGUAGAGCAAGCAUGAUCUCACACACACUGUACAUGCAAGGUCACGCUGUGUGGAGCAAAGUGGCAUCCUCCACACACUCAGGAGCACCGUAAACACAUCCACUGAUGACAUGACUGCAGUCCCAUCUGCCGACGGCACAAUCCCACUUGGGGUCACGAUCCAUAGUUUGGGAACCAGCGUUCUAGAGUUUCAACAGUAGAACCUCAGAGUUAUGAACACCUUGGAAAUGGAGGUUAUUUAUAACUCUGAAACGUUCGUAACUGAACAAAACAUGGUUGUUCUUUCAGAAGUUUACAACUGAACAUUGACUUAAUACAGCUUUGAAACUUUACUAUGCAGAAGAAAAAUGCUGCUUUCCCUUUUUUUUAGUAGUUUGCUUUUAACACAGCACUGUACUGUAUUUGCUUUUUUUCCCCUUCUUUCCCCUCCCAUCUCUGAUGCUGCCUAAUUGUGUACUUCUGGUUCCAAAUAAGGUUUGCAGUUGGUCAGUUUCUAACUCAGAUUCUACUGUAUUUUCAAGUGACUGACUUAAGAGAAAGUUGCUGUGGUUUGGAUGACAUAGGAAGACUACACACAGGAGCAAGAAGGUGAGGAAUGACUCUUGCCUAGAACACUUCUUGCCCCUCUCCCUGGUCUCCUCCUAAAUCCCUCAAAAGUGUUCCCCAACUGACUCAUUUCCCUGUCCCUUAUUCUGGUUUUCAGGUUUAGAACCAACAGUGAGACUGCGUGAAGCAGGGAGAGAGGAGGGUGAUGGGUUGGGGCACUAUUGCUGAAAAAGAGAGGUAGACCUGAAGGCAUGUACGCUUGCGUUCACUUCCUUUGUACUCAAAAGACUCUGAAUGGAAAGGGAAAAUUUAAUAGAUUUUAAAAUUUUGCUCUGAAGCUGUCCCUUGUUUUUGAUGUUGAUUUCUGUUGAUGUUUCAUGUUGCAUAUGUAUGUUGAAGUGGAUUUUAAGUAAGAUAUUUGUACAGAAUAAUAGGUUUCUGGAUUUGAAUUCCCCUGGGGAGAAGACUUGAAAAGAAGCUCUUCUCUAGCAUCUUGCCUCUGCACCAGCUGAACAGCAGCUCUGCUCCUCUCCUAUUGUUAUGGAGACACGGUCUUGCCAUAAAAGUUGCAACCACUUUCCAUAAUAAAGCUCUAUUUUAGCCCCUUGUAACUUUGGCUCAGAUCAUGAGUUCGGCAUGAUUUACUGUAAAGGGUGUCAGUGCAAGGUUUGAGGAAAUUCGUCACAUUUUGAGCUCCCUGUAAUUAAAAAGCUAUCCAAAUCUGAAGUUUGGGCUCCUGUCCAAUGUUGUUCUCUCCUAGCUCAAAAUCAGUUUUUUUAAAACCCCUUAAAGCUCCCUGAAGUCAUGUCCUGCCUAUAUGCUGUAAUUAAGCAAAGUUCCUAGAAAUGUAGGGCUGGAAGGGAACUUGAGAGCUCUUCUAAUCCAACUCCUUGUGCUGAGACAGGACCAAGUAUACCUAGACCAUCCCUGACAGAUGUUUUCUAACCUGUUCUUAAAAACCUCCAAUGGCAGGGAUUCCACCACCUACGUUGGGGGCCUGUUCCAGGGCUUAACUAUCCUUAUAAUUAAAAAGUUUUUCCCAAUAUUUAACAAAUUUCCCUUGCUGAUUACUUCUUGUCCUAUUUUCCCAGAACAUGGAGAACAAUUGAUCACCAUCCUCUUCAUCACAGCCCUUAAGAUUUUAAACAGUGUUAAAAUAUGGGGGGACCUGACACGAGUAUCAAAUGGUCUUUUCUCAAAACUAAAUACAUCCAAUUUUUUAUCCUUUCCUCGUAAGUCAGAUUUUCUAAACCUUUUAUCAUUGUUGUUGCUCUUCUUGGGACUUUCCAAUCUGUCCACAUCUUUCUUAAAGUGUGCCACCCAGAACUGUCAAAUAGAGCAGGACACUUACUUCCCCCUUCUUACAUACGACAUUGCAGUUAAUGCAACCCAGACUGAUAUCUUUUUUUGUAACUGCAUCAUAUUGUUAGCUCACUUUGUGAUCCACCUCUACUCUCCCCUGCCCUGAUCCUUCUCAGCAGUAUUACCACCUAGCAGUUAUUUCCCCUUUUGUAGGAAGAAAAAAUUAAAUGCACCCCUAAGUGUAGUACUCUUCACUUGUCUUUAUCGAAUGUUAUGUUGAUUUCAGACCAAUUCUCCAAUUUGUCACAGUUGUUUUGAAUUCUAACUGUCCUCCAAAGCGUUUACACCCCCCCAACUUGGUGUCAUUUGCAAAUUUUUAUAAACAUAUUCUCCACUUCGUGAUGCAAGUUAUUAAUGAAAACAUUGAAUUUUACCAGCCCCAGAAUGGACCCCCAACAGAACUCCCCUCAGGUGUGUCCCCAGAGUUUCACAGUCAACCACUGAUUACUACUCUGAGUACAGUCUUUCAACCAGUUUUGCACCCACCUUACAAUAAUUUCAUUUUUUUUUCCAAUUUCAAAUUUUACAAAGCCCACAUUUCCCUAGUUUGCUUUUUUGUUGUGGAUGGUUUUGGGACCAGUUCUACUACUGAUAUCAGUGGCUGUUAGGGGACCAAGCCUGUACCCAUUAACAUUACUGGGAGCUUUUUCUACAUGGAUUUCAGUGGGACCAGGCACUAUAUAUGAGUAUGUCCACUGCACUGCCUGGCUGCAUCUUAAAUGAUAUAAAGGGUAUUUCUAUAGCUGACAGCAAAUAGAGAUCUUCCCUCAGAUAACAGCGGGGGUGGGAGGGUCUGUGUUUUUAGGGGUAAGUCUCAUUGACAAUUAGAAUAUUUUCUGAAAAUGUGCAUUAUGUCAAAGUGCUUUGAGAUUAAAAGAUGGCUCCUUUUUAAUUUUUUUGCAAGAUGUCUGUUUCUUUGUACCACCCUAUCCUUACUCUCUGUUCUCUCUGCAUACCCUUCAACUUGGAAAAAAAAGAAGGUAGGCAUAGGAGUUGGCACUUUCCUUUCCACCAGCUGAGCCAGUGCCCCAACUUGAGUUGACACACCAGUGCUGCAGGGUAGCAGUCCUUCUCAUUGGCUGAGUCUCAAUAGAAUUUAAGCUUUCAUUUAAAACAAAAAUUAAGUUUUCUAGCCUCUCUGGUUGAAGCACCUUCUAAAUGUGGAACCAAUGCAAGUGCUGAGUCUGCAGACAGAGAGAAUGGAACAGUAUCUCUGAGAAUCACAUAUUGUCCCUUCACUACAGCAAAGGUCCCUACCUACAAAAGAGCCACUGUUGUUCCAUUAAGCAGGGCUACUCUGUGCAGAGAGGUUUCAGGGUGUGAGCAGUCUGGUGGCCAGGGCACUACAUAGGCCAAAUCCUGUCCCAGAGAAGAGUCACAGAGGCCUCUCCUGUUACUACAGCCCAGAAGAAGUAGUGGUGGUGGUGGUGAAGGGACUGUGUUGUCGCUGUGUGCCAUGCCACUAGGUUGGAUGGGAUGGGGAGAACAGAAUUCCUUCCCCACCCCAAAUCAUUUUCUGUGUAAAGCCCAUUUAUACUCAGGCUUGUAGGUGUGUACCUGUGGGUGGCAGGAAGUAGCAUAUCGUCCUAAAGAUGCAAACUUCGACCUUUAUCUCAAUGGGGUGCUAACUCAGAAGUCUAAUAACAAUCAUUUAAAUGUCCACACAGCUAACAGUUUCACCACAGACCAUUAUAACAGAAAGAUCCAGAGUUAGUUGGAUUGAUGGAACAUGAUUAGAGCACCAUUACCUUUGUACUCACCGCAGCUACUAUCUAGCAUGGCUGGCAUGUUUUCAACAGUGACCCUUGCACAUACUGUUUGUGCCACACUUUGGGAGAAAGAUAUACAAAUUAUUACAUUUACAGAAUUUAAAUAAAAACACUUUCUGCCAAACCAAAUCAGAAGCCAAAGAGCGAAACAGGCUGUUUAUUUACAAUACAGUAAACACUUAAUCUUCUACCUCUGAUUUUUAAAUAAAAAAAACUAAACAUACUAAUAAGCAUUUUAGAAAUGAAGAAAUAUGGGGCAAAGCAAGCAGCAGAGCUGGCUCUGAGGUAAUCCUCUAACUUGUGUCUGGCCUCAAACUCUGGGGCAAGGUGGAACUCUAGGGAACAUAUUUUCAUAAAGCAAGGAAGAGUGGUGGAGAAGCUUCUGCUCCUCAAGGAAGAGCCUCAGAUUCUAGUUAGGGUCAGCCUGGAAAUAAACCUUCAAAACUCAGAAGGGAGAAUGGGACUGCAAUGCUCUGAUUUAGAAUCCACAACACCCUAAAUAUUCUCCUCUAAGAAAAGCCCCUAUUAGUUGCUUAAGCAAUACUAAUAAUGCCUUGUAAGUGCUGGAGCUUGUGAACAAACUUCAGCUUCAGGUGAAAGUGGUUUGAUGUUGCAGUGGUGGAAGUGCUGCAUCCCUCCUGAUGGCAGGUUUAGAAAGUCCCACCUGUCAGUCCAACAUGAUUAGUGGCUCCUGAAUUUAGCUUCAGGAAUCUGCUUCAGUAACCAGGAACUCUCAUGUUCUACAUCUCAUAUCCCAUUCUGGGCUGCAGUUUAGUUUUUGUUGCAGCAAGUCAUGAAAAGUAAACUGCCUGCACAGCAUGUACUCUGGAUUCAGGUCCUGCAUCUCUCCUUUAAGAGAUCUGCACACAGAAGUCUGUUCUUUAACUUUACAUCCUGUGUCUUCUCUUACUAUAUCAUUGGUUUCUUCUUCCUUUUGUAACUGUAAAGUCAACACACACAUAGUUCAGAUUAACAUUUAUCUGCAUACAGAGCAUCAUCAGUAUUCUGCACAUAGGACUUGUUUACAUUCUUCCAAAUCACCCACAAUUGUCCUGCUACCCACAAACACCCAACCUGUUCUAAAAAGCUUGCCACAACAUGCAGCCAAAGCAAGCAUCCCUGCUCCCAGGACCAGGUCACCAGCACCUGCCUCCCGGUUUUCAGAAAACUCAUUUUCCUAGGCAGCCAUCUGAAAACUUAUGUUGAACCCCACUCUGAAUUAAAAUUUUAAAGUGUCUGGAAGGAAGAGAGGGAGGAGAAAGAAUGGCAGGAGGAUCAGACUUAAUCUAUAAACCUAUUAAGUAAAAUUGCAACUGAAAAUAAGCCCAAAUUGGAGUAAAAAAAGUGGCAUAAAGUGAGCUUGCUUGAACUGAAUGAAAUUAUUGAUAAAAGAGUCUGACAGUCAGUUUUCAGACUUGUUACAGCAACCUCCCACCAAAAAAAAAAAUUCUUAAAAGGGAUGGAAGUGUCUAUGUGAAAAAUCUAAAGCUUGUUUUGAUUUGACAAGAUUGCUACUCCUUUUUAGGCAGUUCUGGGGAACACUUAAUAACAUAGGAUCAUUUGACUGAAUCAAAGAUAUUCCACCCAGACGACAUCAUUAUCCCCAUGGCUACGUCCUGAGCAACUGCUAAGGUUCCAGCUAUCUCUGUCUGGCAUGUACGUUUCCUCCCAUCUAUUUUAUAUCUUUCUCUUUUUGCCUUCUAUAUAGUAAUAGUUCAGUUUAACCAACCAGAACAGAUUUAAUGUUGCAGUAUUUUGGUGAGAUCUGGUCGGAAAGCUAAAUGCGAUUCCUGAGCAGCCUGUCUUAGUAAAAUUUUGCCAAGGCCCUGGGAUUUCCAGUUGGGUCCUGUACUGUGCUUGUGAUCUUCCAGCAAACGAACUGCAGGUCAGACACACACCCUCUUUUGCUAUUUUUAUUCUCUUGCCUUUGUGUAUGUUUUGGCUUGUCCUAAAGACAAACAGGAUUGGACUUUUAAACAAUUUAAGAACUGAGAACAACCAUCUAAAUUUGAUUCAGUUCAAAUAAGAACAGUUGAUGCCAUUUAAAGAGACUUCAGACAUAGAUCCUCCCUUUAGUUUAAACUACUCCUUACAAAGGGGGAGGUGGGAAGGGGAGAGAAGGGAGAAAAUGGUAUUGCUAAAAUAAACAGCUGAGUUUUAAAUAUUAUACAGCGUACUAUGAAUUUACAUCUUGGCAUUGUAACCAUGAACUCAAGUUAUGCUGUGAGAGUAAAAACAACAAAAUAAGCGACUUAAAAACCAUCUCUGAUCAUCCUAACAAAACGAGCUGUGUUCUCAGGCCAGGAAGGUGUCUUUCUUUUGGUCUACAAAUAUCUUAGAAACAGCAAUGUGAAAAUACAGACUCUUCAUUUUUAUUCUGAAGUUUAGCAGCAACAUUAGAUUUUUUUUUUUAAACUUUAAAGAAGGAAUAAAGGCCUGCUCAACUGACCUGUACAUUUACUGUAGUAAAGCAGACACCCCAUAGGAGUGUCUCCCUGUUGACAUGGUGACCAGGUGAUGAGAUUGUGGCAAAACUACAUCAGGUGCUGAUUGGAGGGCUCCUGGUGUUGCUUCAGCAAGAACCUCUAUGAAUCACAACACAUUUACAGACAGUGGUACCACACAUUUAGAUUGCAAUUUGCAAAUAGACCUAUUUAACUGGAGAUUAAUUUAAGUGCAUCAAAGCACCCUGAGCUCUUCAUGUGACACACCAAACAAACUUGAUUGUGGCCUUCAACAAAAUGACUAAGUUAGGAGGAUGAAGAGAACAUAGCAGGUAUAAUUUAAUUAUAUUAAGUAGUACAUUUAUUUAGACUAUUAAGAGUCAGCCCUAAUAGUGAGAUGUAUUAGCAUAGUCUCUCAAGGUAAAGGAUGAAAGGCCUGUUGCUUGAAACAUUUAAAACAUCUUAGGUUUUAGGAGAACGAGCUGCAGGAACAGUAUUGCAAUGCCUUCCCAGGACAUGGGCUAAAGAAUUAAUCUCUUUUCCAUCUCCAGCUUUAUAAUUCAUUCUCCAUCUACUCAUCCCACUACGUGCACAGUAAAAGCAACACUCAAUCAUCCCUCUGCAUCAUAGUGAGACUGGAGGAAUGACCCUACUUCAGUCACCACAUAUAAGGGGGAGGAAAAAAGAGUAGCUGGUCUCACCCUCCUCUACUCCAAUAAUAGACUCAGUAUCUGGCAGGUGCAGAGACUCCACGCCAAGACGAGGCUGAGAGUUCAUGGAGAUCAGAUUCUUACUAUGCACAGCUGCUUCUUCCAGCAAACUGCUGCCCACCAGCGACUCUGUUAUAAAAACAACGUGCUGUGAACUAUCUAGACUCUGCCUUUGCGGCCCACCACCCACAGAGGAAGGGACUUCUCUGUCUCAUACAGACCCAGCGAAAAUGUCUAUUUUCCAAAGAUACCCACUUCCAUGAAUUCCCACUCUUGGGUCUGUGCUUCCAGCACACCACCAGGUGGGAACUCCCAGAGUUUUAAAAUGUUAAGCCCUUAGAACACCUGCAAUACAAACAGGCAGAGGUGGAUAUAUUAGGUGAAUUACUUAAAUAGGAAGAAUAGGUUCUGCACCCUAAAACAGAGGAGAGGUAUGUAUGAAGGGCAUAAGCUUCCCUUCAAAAGAGAUCAGAUUCAAGAUUUUUCAAAGCAAGGGCCCACCUGCCCCUUGGCUGUCACCCAGAGAUAUCCUCCUAUCCUUUACCCUCGACCUUUCUCACCUACUCCUUUCCCUUCACCUUUCCCAAGAAGGGCUUCCUCCCAUCCAGACAAGAAUUCCUUUCUCCAUCCUUCCCUAAUCUCCUUAGGGAAGGACAACCUGCCUGCCCCCACUGGCCUGUCCUCUCCUAUUCCUGUAAUAACACUCUCUCACCACCACCACCUCCUCCUCCUCCCCCCCAUAUACCCGCUUGUUCACUCAUGUGUCGGAGUACCCCCGUCAUAUGCCCAUCCCAGGGAGGAUGCCUUUCUCUCCUGCACAUUCCUUACCCGGUUGCUCUCGCUCUCUGCUUCCAGCAGCUCCAAUUCUGGAGUGGUGCUUUCUCAUAUGCACAUUCCGGCUACCACUCUGGGAAAAUGUCUUCCCACAGAUAUGGCACUGAUGGGGCUUCACUCCUGGGGGGGGG